AUAUAUAUAUAUAUAUAUAUAUAUAUAUAUAAAGAGAGAGAGAGAGAGAGAGAACCGCUCAAACAAGAUACCCAAAUCGCUUUUGUAGGCUGUAUUGAAUUUGGGGAUUUUGUGAGUGUUGGAAUGGAGCUUGAAUUGGGACUCGGGAUUUCAGGCAAUGGUUUUCGGGUUGGAAUGAAGGGGUUCGACCUGAAUUGCUACGGAAGCGGUGAGACGAAGGAUGCUUUGGAUGUGGGUUCGUGUUUGUGGAGUGAGAGCAAUGGUGAUCACGGCGAGUACUGUAAUUCGGAGAAGAAACGUGGGUUUUGUGAAGCUUAUGAUCAUGAACAGGGGAAAUUUGUUCUGCCUCGAAAGACUUUGCCUCUGUUGUCGUGGGACAAUAAGCAGCCGAAUGAAGAAGAUGAUCAAACUGACGACCUUGACCAGAACUCCUCCACCAGUAACAACUAUGAAGAGGAAGAUGGAGUAGUGGGGUGGCCCCCAAUUAAGUCCUGGAGAAAGAAGCUUUGCCAGAAGAAUAAUGUUUAUGGUGGCGGUGUUGGCGGUGAUGUUGUUGGAGGCGGUGGUGAUCGUGGCGGUGGAGGAUCAAAUCCCACGUUAGUGAAAGUGAAGAUGGAAGGGGUGGUUAUAACAAGAAAGGUUGACUUAAGCCUCCAUCGUUCUUAUCAUGAACUCAUGGAUACCUUGGUUGAAAUGUUUGGGAGAGGUGAGGAAAAUGGGGAGGCUUAUAACCUCACUUAUCAAGACAGAGAAGGGGAUUGGCUGCUUGCUGGAGAUGUACCUUGGAGUUGUUUCAUCGAAUCCGUGCAACGUCUGAAAUUACUGAGGAGCAUGGAGUAACUUAAGGCCGGGGAACAAACAAUCUAAUCAGCCUCUUUUUGCUUAAUAGUAGAAAUAAAAUCAUAUAUUGGUGGUUUUCUUGUUUGAAAGCAGCAGCGGACGGAUUUAGUGUACGGAAAUUAGCUCUAAGAGCAACGUAACUGGAAGCGUUUGAGUUUCAUUUAAGUUAUCGUUAACCAAGAAAAGGAAACGACUAGAUUAUCCUGUACGUAUUCAAAUUUGAAACUGUUACUUGUUUCUAUA
Rhododendron vialii is the source of this 1083-nucleotide messenger RNA. Its product is annotated as auxin-responsive protein IAA9-like. The transcript is spliced from 4 exons. NCBI's taxonomy places the organism in Eukaryota, Viridiplantae, Streptophyta, Magnoliopsida, Ericales, Ericaceae. The record is from RefSeq and is a predicted model, not a curated record. Gene Ontology annotation, molecular function: protein binding. Gene Ontology annotation, cellular component: nucleus. Bases 124 to 840 code for a protein of 238 amino acids. Gene Ontology annotation, biological process: regulation of DNA-templated transcription.